AUGCGCACACCGCUCUCCUUCACCUCCUCGUCUUCCUCAGCAGAAGAGGAGCGCACGGCUCUCCACCGCAGACGCUCGGGAGGACACGGGCGGGGCGUGUAUCGUAGCAACGACUACAAUAGCGCCCCCUUAUCCAGUACCGCGCCUCGCGCCUCGCGCCGUCGUCGUCACUCGCACGGGCAUUCAGAACUCGAUGAGCGCCACAGCCUCCUCGUGCCGGAUGACAGCAAUACAGUGGGACAGCUCACAAGCGCAGAGCCCCUUACCCAUGACUACCCAAUCGACAUGGAGUCGGAGCCCGGUGCCGACAUGGUAGAGGUAAGGGACGUGGUGGCGAGCGAAUUUCUGGUGCCGGCGUGGCGCCGUGGCAGCCGCCUCCUCGAACCCCGCAUUCUCCAGGCUGUCGAUGCACAGACAGAGGAGAUCAGCGGUGGCAACGAUCGAGCGGAACAGGUCGAAGACCACAGUAUCAGUAUUAGUCAAUCCAUAUCAGUCAUUCUCCCGGGGCCGCGCUUAACGACUACAGCUAGUGCCCCGCCGCUGGUGCCAAGUCCUCAGACGAACGCCCCCCCACUCCUUUUGCGGCCGCCCAUGCAAGAGGCCGAGAUGCCUGCUGACCCGCGCACCCGCUUGCUUGACCUGGUCAUCAGCAACACCACUGCGAGUAUUACACUCGCAGAGAUGGAAAAGGAGAUGAACUGGACCGCACGGUAUACUGCCACGUACGGGCCGCUGAAGGAGUACCUGCAAUCGUACCAGUCCAUCUUCGUCGUGUCCCCCGUGGACGACCGCGUGCGACUGCGGCGACUUUUUUCCGGCCGCACGAACGCCCUCGCACGAGAGGCCCCCCAACCAUUGCAGCGCUCGUCAUCACUGGCCUUACGCCAGCGACACGGACGCCGCACCGGGCGAGAUACGACACACCGAUCGCAGUCCGGAGCAGACCGGCGAACCGGUAAACCGUCCCUGCCCUCUGCAGAAGCGCUGGCGGCUCACAUUGGCAGCAUCAGCUACAGCUGCAUCGCAGAGCGCCUAGACCUGGAUGCGCUGGAGACGGUCUAUCACCGUCGGGGCUACAAGACAGAGAUGGCGCACGCUGUCCUGCACGUCUCGAGUAUGAACUCCUUUGACCUGUUCCUGUUUUCCAAUGGCGCGGUCGUGUGGUGGGGCAUGGACCGUAAAAACCACUGGAUGGUGGACGACGACUUCCUGUCCGCCUCGAAUCAUCUGCUCGAAGGGACCGAGCAUCGCUACCUCCAAGCUGAAAUUGAUGCCCUCUUCCCUAUUUGGUGCUCGUAUGAAAUCGAUGAGCAGUGUGAGGUUGUCCAGCCACCCUCGCCACUGGGGUUUCAGCUAUUGGAGGUCGAACCAGCGCUUGAUCGGCUCGCCAAGGUGCUCUGCUUUGACCACUAUCUUGUUCCUGCCAGCGAGCCGGCACGCAGCCUCGUUAUGCUCACCUUUUCCCACUCACUCGGCCGCUCUGCCGGGGUGGACUAUUUUGAGUACGUGACAAAGUGGUCACACCGCCAUAUUCUCUCAACCCCCGCUGAGUUCACUGGACUGCUCGACUACUACUCGACGAAGCGACGCAUUGCCAGACUCGAGGGCGAGAUUGCCGUUGCUCAACUUGCGAUUCAGUCGAUUCAUGACAUCCCUGAGGUGCUGUGGGAGGAGCCGUGGCUGCAAGGGUUCUACGAUAUGGCCGAGCAGCAGAACACGACCGAUUCGCGACUUUCAUGGUUUACCUCGCGCAGUGAUAUGCUCCUGGAGCAGCUGAGCGACAUCAAAGGCCGGCGGUAUCGCCUCUUCAUGCUCGGCUCCGACGUCUUUCUUAUUGUUCUCCUCAUUAUGGAUGUGAUGCUCAUGACCUCUCACUUGGUCUCGAUGAUGUACUUUGAGGUGAACAAAGCGGCCUAA
Messenger RNA from Leishmania braziliensis MHOM/BR/75/M2904, 1917 nucleotides. RefSeq lists its product as hypothetical. The transcript has a single exon. The record is from RefSeq and is a predicted model, not a curated record. NCBI's taxonomy places the organism in Eukaryota, Euglenozoa, Kinetoplastea, Trypanosomatida, Trypanosomatidae. Bases 1 to 1917 code for a protein of 638 amino acids.